Messenger RNA from Cooperia oncophora, 234 nucleotides. The record is from the annotation of a GenBank genome assembly. Lineage: Eukaryota; Metazoa; Nematoda; Chromadorea; Rhabditida; Trichostrongylidae.
AUGUGUGAUUCUUGUGAAGGGCGCCGAGUGAGAGAAAUGAGGGAGGAUACCCCAGAGUCGAAUUCGUCAAGUUCACGUCCGCGACGAGCAUCUUUGAUCAAAGCAUCUGAAAACAUCAAAAAAGUUGCAGCACCCAAGAAGAAACAAGAAGGUCGUGAGAUGUUUACGAAGUCGAAGCCAUCAUUUCUCAUGUUAUUGUCGAUGAUGAACCUCUCUAUAGAGUUACCUGGGUAG